AUGGCAAAUCCACCCCGCACUCCCUCGACACUGAAAGCCUACGUAGCAGCCCUCCGCUUAUUUUACAAAUUUGUAAUAGCCAGACAGCAUACAAUCACCAAUGAACUUCACAUCACCAUCAACACAGAGUUGCUCGAUGAGCUGAAGAGCUGUGACACCUUGCUCAAUGGCUGGCGGGCAAGUCUAUCCACAGGCAUACAGCCAAGGAAGAAGGUACAGCGCAAGCAAGAUUUCGAUGAGCGCCUUACUUUGGAAGAGUACAGAGAAAUUGCAAAUAACAAAGACAGCAAACAAGCAGCGAGAAAUCUCUUGCGCCUGGAGAACUCUCUGAUAACAGGAGUAACCUGCGAUGAGUUUGCCCGGUAUUGGGAUUGUAUCAUAGUACGCCUGCUCUGCCGUUCGGCACAACGCUCUGAUUUUAUUCUCUACCACAUUGUUAAACGAUUUACCAGAAAGCUGAAACAACAACGUGCUGUUGAUACGUCACCACGGUAUUACGCUUAAACACUUAUGAUUCACAAAAAUAAUAAGCCUUUUUGGUAAUUGAGUUAAUAAUUUCAUUUGCAGGUUCUAUUUCCAGAGGCUGUGAUAAGGAUCUACAUGAAUUACAUGCUGAUCACAUAUGAAGAGGUGAAAGAAGCACUCUUUGAGAACAUCAUCACAGCAGAGGUAUUUGAAAAAUAAGUACACAAGUUAGUUAAGAUUGAUUUAUUUGAUGUAAUUAAUUUUUUCCAUGUUGUAGACUGAAAUAACGUUCGUCGACGAUGCCGAUGUUGAACAACUUCUCAUAGAUGGAGAUGUUGUUAAUGAAGAAGACAUAAGUAGAGUAAAAUAGGCAGUUAGCACAAGUGUUGCACUUAUAUUUGAUUGUUUAUUUUUGCACUUUUCAGACGAGGAAGAAGACAGAGUGCAGUCCAAGAGAAGAGAAGGUAAUUUUUUUAUAAGAAAAUAAUAUAUAAUCUAAUAUACCUUUCCCCACACAACGAUUUAGCUUUGUUUAUUUUUGCAGUCUUUGGAAGACGAGGAGGCCAUGAAGAUCGAGGACGAAGUACCCAGCGACAUUGAUGAAUAUCAACACAAGGAACCACGAGAAGAGGAAGUAGUUUUUUAAUACGAAUACUGAAAAUAAAUCAAUAAUUUAGAGUAUCUUUCCUCACAAUACAGUAAGCAUAGCCAUAUCUAAAACAUUUUGCUAAUGUAUAUAUUUUUCAGGACAUCAAAGAUGACUACGACAACAACAGUGAUCAAUCGAAUCGCCUGAUUGUUGAAAAAUUGAAGGUUUGUCUUUUGUCACUAACUCAGUUCACCAUUAACUUUAAAAAAAUAGUAAUUUUAACCCUAACAUUCUUUUUUACAGAACAAAAGACGCUUAAAACCCUGCCCUUUUUGUGGAAAAGAGUACAAAGUUUUGACAAAACAUUUGGUUAACAAGGACAAACUUACCAACAAGAGGCGAAGAAGAAUCUGCCCACCGUCGCCCUGUCCAGAAAAAUGUAACCCAAGCCCGCACCCCUAUGUGUUGCCCAAUCAAGGAUUGCCACUCAAAAGUGUGCAGAAUAGAUGUGCACUUGAAGAGUGUGCAUGGAUUAAAGAAGGGGCAGGAGGAGUAUGA
Paramuricea clavata is the source of this 1612-nucleotide messenger RNA. NCBI's taxonomy places the organism in Eukaryota, Metazoa, Cnidaria, Anthozoa, Malacalcyonacea, Plexauridae. The record is from the annotation of a GenBank genome assembly.